Juglans microcarpa x Juglans regia is the source of this 1177-nucleotide messenger RNA. RefSeq names its product photosystem I reaction center subunit II, chloroplastic-like. Gene Ontology annotation, biological process: photosynthesis. The coding region runs from base 501 to 1139 and encodes 212 amino acids. Gene Ontology annotation, cellular component: photosystem I; photosystem I reaction center. NCBI's taxonomy places the organism in Eukaryota, Viridiplantae, Streptophyta, Magnoliopsida, Fagales, Juglandaceae. The transcript has a single exon. The record is from RefSeq and is a predicted model, not a curated record.
AAAGAAUUUUUUAAUAGAGAAAUGUUAGAUUUACGAAGAGAUGUCACGAAGAUAAAAUUUGCAAAUUAACGUAAUAUUUUUAUCAUAAAAGAACGAGCUUAAAAUUCCACGACAAAUAAAAAUAGUGAAGCCCUUCUCUUUUAGUUUGAAAGAGCUGAUCUGGGCGGCCCACGAUCUGUCGGGCUCUCUUUCGGUUUGUUCAAGAUUAAGGACUUAAAGGCUUAAAGCGCUAGUAAACGACGCCGUCAAAUACUCAUACAUGAUACUACAAUUAAUUUUCGUGCAAAAUAAGAGAAUCUGAGGAUCGAGCUGGUAUCAGAAUCACACAUCCUAUUGGUCAAAAGUCAUAUCACCUUAUCCAAAUCCACAUCCCCACCAGCCCACCUAUCCAAAAAUCCUACAAACUCCCCCACACUUGACUUUCUCAACCAGAUUGAAUCCCACGCAACCAUAGACAACGGUUGCACCAAUCCUCAUCCCCAUAUCUCCUCAACCCAUUGAUGGCCAUGGCAACCCAAGCCUCGCUCUUCACUCCACCUCUCUCAGCCUCAAAGUCCGGUGCCGACCGUGUCACCCUCCCAUGGAAACAAUCACCAACCUUGUCUUUCACGAGUCCCAAGCCAUUCAAGUCUUUUCCGGGACAGCGUACAAUCAAGGCAGCUGCUGCGGAUGGCAAAACCGAGGCACCCACCAAGGAGGCUCCCGUGGGAUUCACCCCGCCGGAGUUGGACCCCAGCACCCCCUCACCGAUUUUCGCAGGCAGCACCGGAGGCCUACUGCGUAAGGCCCAAGUCGAAGAGUUCUAUGUGAUCACAUGGGACUCUCCCAAGGAACAAAUCUUUGAGAUGCCCACUGGAGGUGCAGCCAUUAUGAGGCAGGGUCCGAACCUGCUCAAACUGGCUAGGAAAGAGCAGUGCUUGGCUUUGGGGACGAGGUUGAGAUCUAAGUACAAGAUCAAGUACCAGUUUUACAGGGUGUUCCCCAAUGGAGAGGUCCAAUAUUUGCACCCCAAGGACGGUGUUUACCCGGAGAAGGUGAACCCCGGCCGUCAAGGAGUCGGAGUGAACUUCAGGUCAAUUGGAAAGAAUGUGAACCCGAUUGAGGUCAAGUUCACCGGCAAGCAAGUAUACGACUUGUGAGGUGUACGAUGAUAUAUAUAAUAUAUGUAUUUUAUGUG